Pieris brassicae (large cabbage white) is the source of this 2562-nucleotide messenger RNA. It is a transcript of the gene Pbp95, whose product is annotated as snRNA-activating protein complex subunit 4. The transcript has a single exon. NCBI's taxonomy places the organism in Eukaryota, Metazoa, Arthropoda, Insecta, Lepidoptera, Pieridae. Bases 149 to 2536 code for a protein of 795 amino acids. The record is from RefSeq and is a predicted model, not a curated record.
UCUAAUCUUUUUAUCUUGUAAAAUAUAAAUAAUACAUCGAUAUUUAUAUUAAAUAAUAGGUAAUAUUAAUUUUGGAAAGUAUUCCCUAUGAAUUAAGUUCCUAAUUAAUUUUUCCUAGAUAAUAUAUAUUUAAUUUUGUUUAGAAAGAAUGAGUGAUACAGACUUAGACAUUGAAUCCGAUGAAGAGGCAGAGCUUGAAGAUUUACGAAAAUUAAAUGCGGCCUUAGCGGACGACGAUGCCGGUCCUAGUAGAGGCACAUCUCAGUACUCGCUUAAUACUAAGGUGUCCAUAUCCGACAGUCUACUUGACGACAUAUCUGAAAUCGACACUACAAUUGCUUUAAAUAAGUUAUAUGAUCAAAAGCUCCAAAUACUGGAAAUAAAACUUCACAACCGUCUACGUGAAUGCCGUCAGCGGUUACAAGCAGUACAAAAUAUGGUUACAAAGGAAAAACUGCCCGUUACAUCUUUCCACCAUAUAACUUGUGGUAAACCUUACUUUAAAGAUAGGAAUGGCUUUGCACCUCCAGAAAACAAAGAUAGUUUCUUAAAAAAACAGGCUGAUGUUUUGGAUUAUUCAACUGUACAACUUGGAAUUGGCUGGACACUUUGCAACAAAGAUUUGUUUAUGAAAGUAAUGCAUUCAGUUUCAGAAAAAAUAAAAAAAGAAGAAAUUAAGGCCAAGCUAAAUGACCUAUGCCGUAAAGCUAAAACAAAUAAAUCUUUCAAAGGUCAAAUAACAAAACUGAAAAUUGAAAUGAGUGAACUAAAAAACAAGUCCUUGAAAGACUUAGCUCUACCAAUUGAUGAGGAAUAUGAUUGGAAUUAUGUUGCUAGUCUACUUAACUUGAGACACAAACCUCAUGAGUAUAGAGCAAUGUGGAAAUUGUUUCUACAUCCUAUUAUAAAUAAAAAUAUAUGGUCAGAAACUGAGGCAAAAAGAUUACUUGGUAUUGCACAGAAAUCUAACUAUCAGGGUUGGGACACAAUUGCAAAAGAAUUAAACACUGGUCGUACACAAUUUCAGUGUUUUAUUUCUUUUCGGAGCAAUACACUGAAAUCUCAAGUAACAAGAAAGUGGACUAGAGAAGAAGAAGAAUAUUUAAAAAGGUUAGUGGAUUAUUUUAAAAUUGGAAAUUGCAUUCCAUGGGCAAAAGUAGCAGCAUCAAUGGAAAACCGAACAAAAGUACAAGUAUACAACAAGUAUUUAAGACUUACUCAAGAAAGAAAAGGAAGAUUUCUUCCUGAAGAAGAUGCUAUAAUUUUAACUUUUAUAGAAAAAUAUGGUCCCGAUUUUAAAAGGAUGACUUGGUACUUGCCAGGACGAACUGUGUCCCAAUGCCGAGUGCGUUAUGAAGUUUUAUCCCAGAGAAGAAUGUCAGUAGUAUGGACUGUAGAAGAAGACAUAAAGUUAAUGCAAUUAGCAGCAAAUCAAGAUUCCCGAAACUUCUGUAAAAUAGCUGAAUAUUUUCCUCAUAAAAAUAGAAAAAUUGUACGGUCUAGAUAUCUAGUGCUAGAAAAGUGGAUGGCACGACAUCCUAAUGUCAAUAUUGUACAUGCACCUAGGAGAGCAUCAAGAGAAAUAAAGCGUGGAAGUAGUUCAGAUAGUUUAAAUAAAGCCAUUGAUAAUUUAAAAAAGCGACUAGAACUAGAAUUACAUGAUAAAAAAAAUAAAGCAGUGAAUCAGGAUUCCCCAGAAGAUAAGAUUGAAGAUGAAAUUAUUAGUCUUCUUGUUAAAGAGCAGAUAAAACUUGAUGAACAGCAAAAAUAUAAACCUAUUCCAAAGGCCAAUGAUCAAGAAACAACUGAUAAUAGUGACCAAGAAAGUGAAAUGUUACCAGAAGAGCAAGGCGGUACAAACAUUAAACUAGUAAAGCAAAUACUGAUUCUGCUUCGAGCCAAGUUAAAUAAAACAAAAUUUUUACAAAGCUCAAUAAGUGAAGAAUAUCCUGAUCUACUACAAGAUGAUCAUUAUAAUAUAUAUGGAACAAUAAAAAAAUCUUAUUCUAGGAAAGUAAGCAACCCCACUAGUACUAUUAAAUGUCCUGAUAUUUGGGGUAGUAACACAUUAGGUCCAAAUCACUUUAUUCUUCCACCAAAUUAUGCAACAAUCACAGGCUGUAGAAAACUAAUGAAUUCUGUUAAGGAAAGUCAACUAAGUAAUGCAGUACACAAUCUAAAGGAAUAUAUUAGCCAAAAUAGUAUAUUUAAAGAAUCUAUGCAGCUUUUAAAUACAAGAUUCUAUACUUUAUUCCUUUGGCCAAUGAUACUAUCAACUCAUAAGCCACCAGAGAAAUUCUUCUUAAAGGAAUCUAAUAAACCACAUGAACAAGAAGCUUUUCCGCCUGUUGUUUUUAAAGAGGAGGAUUAUAACUUUACUCAAGAUAAGAAUCAAAAUGCUGUGCAUACCGAAAAAGGAAAUAGUUUAGCAGAUGAUGUAAUAGAUCUGCCCAAUAAUAAUGAUCAUAAUGAAAUCACCCUUAUAGAAUUGCAUAAUUUUGUUCAAGAAGAAGACUGUAUUUUGGGGCUAGAGUAAGAUUUUUUAUAAAGUUUAAAAAAGUA